AUGUCCAGGAACAGCCCGACUCUGCCUGCUCCCCCUGGGCUUCUCCCAUCAGCGCUAUCGAUGGUCUUCCCUUCGCUCGAGUUUUCAGGAAUUGGGGCCCCGACAGUGGAGGGGUUCAUAGCCGCCCUUGAGACCCAGCUCGAAGCCACACGCAGUGCGAAGGUCGAGGGUCAGAUCGCCUCUCGUCUCACCGGCCGCGCAUUGCUGUGGUACGUGCACUGCACCUCUCCGCCCGAGGCCAACCGCGUCCACAAUGAGGAGGCAUAUCUGACUCUCCGCGAACAGUUGACUCGCAUGUUCUCUCGCCAGAACCGCACACCGCAGAGCGUCUUCAAUUGCCUCACACAGGGUGUCAACUCGACCAACGAGUACUUCGAGAAGUAUUGCCUACUCGCCCUUCGGGCUAACGAGGGCAUCGACAACUACUUCCGCCACGUGUGGUGGAUCCAUGGACUGCAGCCGGAGCUGAGGGACUUUGCACUCGACCGCAUGGCCAACUACCGGACCUUCACGGAGCUCGUACAGGCAGUGCACGUUGCUGAGCGCGAGCUUCUGCGGAAGUACGCACCGAGGUUCAAGUUUCAGCUUACUCCCGUCACGGAGGGCACGAGACGUUCCUUGCCCCGCGAGAAUGGGAACUAG
Molecule: messenger RNA, 642 nt
Organism: Trichosporon asahii var. asahii CBS 2479
Lineage: Eukaryota; Fungi; Basidiomycota; Tremellomycetes; Trichosporonales; Trichosporonaceae
Exons: 1
Coding region: 1-642 (213 amino acids)
Source: RefSeq, a predicted model, not a curated record